Messenger RNA from Thunnus maccoyii (southern bluefin tuna), 3147 nucleotides. It is a transcript of the gene foxh1, whose product is annotated as forkhead box H1. Gene Ontology annotation, biological process: regulation of DNA-templated transcription. The transcript has 4 exons. Bases 283 to 1836 code for a protein of 517 amino acids. The record is from RefSeq and is a predicted model, not a curated record. Lineage: Eukaryota; Metazoa; Chordata; Actinopteri; Scombriformes; Scombridae. Gene Ontology annotation, molecular function: sequence-specific DNA binding; DNA-binding transcription factor activity.
CUAUUCAACAGUGCAUGGCAAUCAGAGAAGAAAACCACUAAUGCAAAUUGCAGCAGGUGAAGGAGGUUUGUUGCUCACCAUGUUAGAGAAGCCAUCUGACCUGGAAAACAAGUUCAUACAGUUGGUGUUUUACUGCAAAAAGCACAAAAGCGGCAAAUUCAUGUGAGUCAGCCUGGAGCCAGCAGUCUGCCAGAAGUUAAGGACCGACUCUUUGACCUCCCUCCCCCCUCUCCGUCCUCCUGUCCGAACGUGCGGGCCGAUCUCCCCCCCUGGCUGAUCAGCAUGACAAAGCACUGGCCGGGACAGAGCCUCUUGGCACCACCCGCUCUGUCCCACCUGGGAGAACAUCACGACCAUCAACUUGACUUCCACAGAAAUGCGCAGCAGAGUUUUCCUAUCAGCGGUGUAGCGCGGAGCUCCCCAGCCCAACACUGGACUCAUCAUCCAGCUCCGAUGGUUCCCCAGCAGCCGCUGCGCUUCGAGAAGCCCGCAGCUCGUCCUGAAUAUCUCACCAGUGCCACGGCACUCAUGGAUAAAGCCACACCACCGGGAUCAUCGUACCCGAAUACCCAAGAUGCCCACUUUAAGCAGGAAUCUAUUACCCGGGACUCGUGGAACAGUGAUCGGGAGAAGAGCGGUUCCAGCGGUGGGAAGAAAAAGAACUAUCAGCGGUACCCGAAACCACCGUAUUCCUAUCUUGCAAUGAUUGCUAUGGUCAUUCAAAGGUCCCCAGAGAAGAAGCUCACUUUAUCUGAGAUCCUCAAGGAAAUCAGUACUCUCUUCCCAUUUUUUAAAGGAAACUACAAGGGCUGGCGGGAUUCUGUGCGACACAACCUCUCCUCUUAUGACUGCUUUGUUAAGGUGCUGAAAGACCCUGGGAAGCCCCAGGGCAAAGGCAACUUCUGGGCUGUGGAGCUGAGCCGUGUCCCCCUGGAGCUCCUCAAGAGGCAGAACACGGCUGUAUCGCGUCAGGAUGAGACAAUCUUUGCCCAGGAUCUGGCCCCCUACAUCCUGCAGGGACACAAGCCAGAAUCUGAGCUGCCCUCCGACCCUGUGACCUCUCUCCCUCCCAUGCGCUCCAGAAACCUCUCCCCACGCCAAGAGGACUUGUUCCUACCCAAGCUUGACUCAUCCUUCGCUAUCGACUCUUUGUUGCACAGCCUGCGGCCGACUAGUGCCUCUGGGGAUGUAGAUGUGGCUACCAGGGACUGCUGGGGCGAGGUAGAGCACCCUCGGCCGUCACCCCCUCCACGACCUCGCUACGCCUCCUCCGCCCGGAGUGCUUCUGCCAGCUCUGCUAGCCCAGCCUCCACCUCCUCCUCCUCCUCCUCUGAUGAAGAGUGGAAAGGGGUGUCACUGUCUGGGAAGCGUGUUCCUCCUGAUGGUGAAGCAGGGUCAGAUGGUUACGACGAUUACAAACCACCACUGCACAAAUCAGCUCGUCGGGAGACUGUUGCACCUCCGUGGGAGCUCCCUACCUCCUAUGCCAAAUACGCUCCCCCCAAUGCCGUUGCACCACCCAGCAUGCGGUUCAAUGGAGGGCCUCUAAUGCCGCUACAUGGUGGACUCCCCCUCUACGGCUAUGGCGGCUCUCCUAUGGCCCCGGGCCACUUUUUAAGUCACGCCUAUUGGCCCAUCCUUCCAAGCGGGCGAGUUUCUGUCCAAGCCCCCCCUCUCAUCAUGGACCUGGACAACAUGUUGCAGUCUGUGCCUCCAAAUAAAAGUGUGUUUGAUGUGCUGGUCCCAGCCAAUCAGAACUCCCACUCACAUCACCAACCACCUAGUCAGUACGCCUUGCAGAACGGGCCUCCCAUAAACAGGUAUCCUCAGUACUGACUGACUCUGAAUUACUGACUCCUUCACUCAAACUGAGUCAUACUGUCACUUUAAUAUGCACCGUCGUAAAACCACUAUGACACAAUUCAGGAGCUUAAAUCAAGCUACACAAAGAAAAGAAAACAUAUUUCUGCUGCAACUUCUCCCAAAUUAAGUCUAGUUAUUACCUCCAGCUCAAGAGAGGUUGACAAUAUGCAAAAGGGUGCUGAACUACAGACAGUGCUGUUGAUGGAUUCUUGUUUUUAGUACAAUUAAGAGUCGGUGAUUUAUUAUUUUAAGGUACACAUUCAAAAGUUUCUCAUCAAUCUGUGAAGUAUUAAUUGCUUUCACUGGAGAAAUGCUACCUCAAACAACUAUACAACCAAACUAAUAUCUACCUCAGUCUUUCAAUGAAAUGUGUGUGUAUUAUUACAGGCUCUUUGCACUGCCAGUCUUAUUUGCACAGUUGUUUUUUUUUUAUUGCCAUGAUUUUCUUUCCUCCGUGAAUUGCUUCUGCAUGUUGUCUACCUACUGUGACUGCUGAAUGUAUUGUGUGAAUUUUAUUAUUGGAUUUUAUGGUCAUGUGAAACACAAAUGAGCUGGAUUUUCAAAGGUGCAUGAAGUCAAACCCAAUUACAGAGUACAGACAAAUGUUUUUCCUGCCACCACUGAACACAGUAUAUGUAUGCAAUAUAAAUAUGUAUGCAAUAGAGGAUUGGUAGGUACAAAACUGACAGUAUUUCAAUGAAAACAGCCAUUAUUUUUUACUUUCUCAGGUAAAAUCCUGUGGUUAAAUAUACAGGACAGGUCAUUUACACUAUUGCUUGGACUAUCUGCACAUUAGCCUGAUCAAUAGGGCUGAUUAUGGUUGGCUUUUUCAUUUUGGAUUCUAUUUAUUGAUGUCUUCUGUGCUGAUAUUUGACUAGUUUUCACAUUACAAAAAAUAUUUUUAGUGAAGAAAAUUGACAUUUUAGAUUGUAGUCAAUCUUUGCAAUUGCAGCAUGUUCUCAUGACACUGGAGACAAUCUACCACGGCACAACCACCACUACCUAACUCAGGUUUUUUAAAAUGGACUAAAACAUGUUUGAUGUGGAGUUUGGACUGCGGGUUAUUUGCACUGUUUUGAUGUCGUUCUGAUCAUCUUCCAAAGGAAACAUCUCUUAUGAAUGUCUGCCUACCUUGACAGGUGAAUGUUUUGUUAGUUUUUUGCCAUUUUCCUGUGGUUUUGUUAAAGGUUUGUACAGUAUUGAGCUGAAAUUGAAACAGCUUGAAGUAUCAAAAGAAGUUUAUGGUGCUGAACAGGGUAUCUAAUAAAAUGCUGUUUAUUUUAA